AUGAAGAUAUCACAAGACAAAGAAAAUUAUAAAAUAAGCGAGGAAGACUGUCUGAACUUCUCCACAGUUCCACCAAUAGCGAUGAUGAUUACGUGCCCACUCUUCUCUAAAUUGUGUGACAUCAUAGGGCGAAAGCCAGUUUUUCUUCUGUCAGCAAUUCCUCAGCUUCAAGCCUGGUUGAUAAAAGCGAUAGCGAAAGACUUGCACCACUUCUACAUUGCUAGAACUCUUGUGGGCAUCGGAGAUGGUAUAUUACUAGCCUGUACACCAAUGUACAUUGGGGAAAUUGCUUCUCCAAAUAUCAGAGGAACGUGGGGAAUUGCUCCAGUUUUGUGCCUUUAUGUAGGAGAGUUGAUGAUUACAAUUCUUGGAAGUUAUCUCAGUAUCGAAAUAACAUCCUUCGUCUGCGCUCCUCUUCCUAUUCUAUUCGUUUUAUCGUUUUCAUUCAUGCCAGAAUCUCCAUAUUACCUCGUGAUUGCGGGUAGAGAGGAAGCCGCAAAAGCUUCCCUCAGAAAGUUUACUGGUAAACAAGACAUUGAAGAAGAUUAUUUGGAGAUUAAAGGUAGCAUAUCACGUCAAAUGUCUGAGGAAUCAACGUGGAAAGCUCUCUUCGUUAUCAACAGCAGUCGCAGAGCUCUUGCUGCUGGUGUGUUUCUCAGGGUAUCUCAGAUGCUGGGUGGUGCAACAGUGUUCAUCAACUAUACCCAGUACAUUUUCUUGAAGUCAGGAGGAAAUGUUAGCCCAGAGGUGUCGUCCAUUAUCUACAUGGCGUUAUGGUUGUUCUUCAGUUUAGGAAUGACCAAUUUUGUGGAAGGCUUUGGAAGAAGAAGAGCCUACAUGGUAUCCUUAGGCUCAUGUAGCGUUGUAUUAUUACUCGAAUCUAUUUAUUUUUACAUAGAUCCAACUUCUUUUAAGUGGUUCCCACUCGUUGGAAUGGUUUUUUAUAUCAUUUUCGCUUCUUUUGGCUUGGCAACUAUACCCGCUCUCAUGACAGGGGAGCUAUUUUCUGCUAGUAUCAAAGCGAAAGCUGUGAGUCUUCUUAUCAUUGUGUUCGGCUUGAUGUCUUUUUUAUCCUGUAAAGUCUUCUCUUUUCUCAACUCGAAGUUUGGAUUUUAUGUUCCUUUUUUAUUUUUCUCUUGUUGUACGUUAGUGUCCACAUUAUUAGCUUAUUAUAUACUACCAGAAACAAAAGGAAAAACACUCGAAGAGGUUCAGCUGUGUUUGGAGUUAGGUACGAGGAAAGGAAUGGAAAAGGAGCACUUGUUUGACAUCAAGGAAAUUGAUUUUGUCAACAGGAAUUAA
Leptinotarsa decemlineata (Colorado potato beetle) is the source of this 1302-nucleotide messenger RNA. RefSeq names its product facilitated trehalose transporter Tret1-like. Gene Ontology annotation, biological process: transmembrane transport. The record is from RefSeq and is a predicted model, not a curated record. Lineage: Eukaryota; Metazoa; Arthropoda; Insecta; Coleoptera; Chrysomelidae. Gene Ontology annotation, molecular function: transmembrane transporter activity. Gene Ontology annotation, cellular component: membrane.